CGGCGAGGAGAGGCGCCGGCGGUUAGUGUUCGUCUUACCGGCGAGGAAAAUGAUCCAGUUUAUCUUUAUUCUCUUUACACACAGAUCUUUCUAGAGGGGCCUCAGAAUGGAGACGGCGUACUUCAAGAACAACUUCUGGGGCGAGAAGAGCGCCGGCUUCGACGUGCUCUACCACAACAUGAAGCACGGCCAGAUCGCCACCAAAGAGCUGGCGGAGUUCGUCCGAGAGAGGGCUGCUGUUGAAGAGACCUACUCCAAAUCCAUGAGCAAACUGGCUAAGAUGGCCAGCAAUGGAAGCCCGCUCGGCACCUUCGCCCCCCUGUGGGACGUGUUCCGGAUCUCCUCGGACAAGCUCGCCCUCUGCCACCUCGAGCUCAUGAGGAGGAUGAACGACCUCAUCCGCGACGUCAACAAGUACAGCGAGGAGCAGGUCAAAGUUCACCGUAAGACGAAGGAGGAGGUGAUGGGAACUCUGGAGGCCAUCCAGGCUCUCCAGGUUCAGAACGGGCAGCUACAGAAGAACAGAGAAGGAUAUCACACCAAGUGCACGGAGCUGGAGCGGCUACGCAAGGAAAGUGCUCCUCAGAAAGAGCUCGAGAAGGCCGAGCUGAAGUCUAAGAAAGCAGCGAAGUCGUUUGCAGCGUGUGUGGAGAAGUUUAACCACGCUGGAGGAGAUUUCCAGCAGAAGAUGAGCGAAUCUGCACAGAAGUUCCAGGACAUCGAGGAGGAUCACCUACGCCGGAUGAAGCAGCUCAUCAAAUCCUACUCGCACUCCAUAGAGGACACGCACGUCCAAGUGGGCCAGGUUCACGAGGAGUUCAAGCAGAACGUGGAGAACAUCGGCAUCGCCACCCUGAUCCAGAAGUUCACCGAGCAGAAGGGCACGGGCAAGGACAGACCAGGUCCUGUGAGCUUUGAACAGUUUCCUUCCUCUCAAACGUCCGACAAUAACAAGAAGAGCCGUGCAAAAGCGUUCAGGCUUCCUGGUCUGGGCAAGAAGGAUAAAGAACCUGAUAAUACGGAUGCAGCGCAGACGGGGACGCCGGAGGUGGAUGACGAGGGCUUCGUGGUUCGUGCUGAUGUCAGUCAGAAUGGCUGCACAGCGGAUAAACAGAACAGCUUUUACUCCAGCGACUCCGACUUCGACGACGAGGAGCCGAAAAAGUUCCACGUCCAGAUCCGACCCGUCUGCAGCCGCAACAAUUCGGCGGCUAACGAGCUGGAGCUAAAGGCUACGGUGGGGGCGCUCACCCUGCCACUCAACCCCGGGGUGAUGAUGAAGAGACACAUCUCACGUAACUCCAGUACUGCAGGCCGAUUGGAGGGUGAUGGUGAUGUCGCCCCCCACAGGGACGGUGAGCAGGAAGGUCUGCGCAAAUCCACCUCCAGCCCGGACCACAGCAGGUUGAACUCCACGGCGUCCGGUUCCGACUCGCUGUUCGGUCCACCUCUAGAAUCGGCCUUCAAAUCACACAGCUUCUCGGGACCAGAACAGAUCCAGUCGGCCCUCAAUUCAUCCGAGUACGGCGCGUUCUCAUCGGCGUCCUCGUCCCCCGAGAACGUGGAGGACUCCGGGUUGGACUCGCCUUCCCAGCAACCCUUGGGAGCGUCACCCGAGACCCCCGGCUGGGCCGCCUGGCCUUCAUCUGCACAAUCUAAAGACUCCACACCCUCAGGAAGACCCGUCGAUCUCUUACCCGCCCGCUCGCCACAUCCCCAAGAGUGGCCGUCGUUCCAGCGCUCUGCGUUAGCUCCUCCCCUCGCCGGAAACCCGCCGCCUUCGUUUGCGUUCCCUCCGUCUCCUAACGGCGUGGAUCCCGGCGUGCGGGGCUGUAAACACACCCCUCAGGAGGACGCCUUCCUGGCUGCGUUCGAGCGCCAGGACGGUCGCACCGUCACUCCCGACGCCUGGGUACCGCCGCCUCCCACUCACCCCGCCCCGCCCACGGCCGACAACAAACCGCGCCCGCAUCCCUCCUCCUCCCGCAAGGACCGAGAACGGAGGAGAGACCGGAGCGCGCCGCCUCCCGAAUCCCGCGGCGAUCCGUUCGCCGUCACCACGAUCGGCAGCCCGACGCGCCAAUCGGGAACCGGCUCGGACCCCGCUCCGACCGUCCAGCCUCAGACGCCGCUGACUCCCUGGGGUUCGGUCCAUAACCCGUUCAGCGAUGGAACGCAGGACGGCGGCAGGAGGCCCGGCAGAGCCGAAGCAGAGAGGGAACGCAGAGGUGGAGGGACGGCCAGGCGGCGGAGCGCGGGCGAGGAGCUGCGGCGCAGUGGACCGCCGCUCACUCGUCUCUCCGGCCCGCAGGAGGACCUCUGCUUCUCCACCGACCAGGAUCAGGACUGCCUGGACGUCAGCGCACACACAGGUUCUCAGCGGACUUACAGCAGUGAGCUCCUGGUUCUGGCUCCUCCUCGUCCGGCCCGGUCCAGGCGCUCCACACCCAGGCUGAGCGGGAGUGACCAGUCCAGGUCGCUGUGUUCAUCUCCUCUGCCCGAGCCCAGUCCCCCUCCAACGUCCUCCUCGUCCUCCUCCAGUCCCAGUGACUGGGGGGGUCAGACCCGAGCCGCCAGUCCCGCAAGAGGCUUGUCCCGAGGGCCGAGUCCCAUCACCCUGAGCGCUCAGGAGUCGUGGCCGGUCGCCGCUGCAUUUACAGAGUACAUAAACGCUUACUUCAAAGGAGGAGAAAACAACCGGUGUCUAGUGAAGAUCACUGGCGACCUCACCAUGUCAUUCCCAGCUGGAAUCAUUCGCAUAUUAUCAGCCAACCCUAACCCGCCGGUGCUCUGCUUCCGACUGGUUGACGUCUCUCGGGUGGAUCACUUCCUGCCCAAUCAGAAGCUUCUCUACAGCGACCCGUCUCAGAACGACCCGCACGCCAAAGAUUUCUGGUUCAACAUGCAGGCUCUGACGGUUCACCUCCAGAAGGAGGCCGAGCUCAAUCCCCAAGCUUCCUACUACAACGUGGGUCUGUUCAAGUACCAGGUCUCGUCUCAGGACCCGGCUCGAGCUCCGCUGCUGCUCUCGGCCGAGUGCCAACGCAGUGGCACGGUCACCCGCGUCGCCCUCGACUACCACUGUUGCCCAGCAACCGCUCCAGCCACGCAGCUCACGGCCGUACAGGUCCUGCUCCCGCUCGAACCCACAGCCACGGACCUGCAGUGCCAACCGCCCGCCUGCUGGAACACUGAGGAGAAGAGACUGUUAUGGAAGCUGCCCAACCUCUCGCCCACCAACCACAGCAAAGGCUCCGGGACGUUGUGUGCCAGCUGGCAGUGCCUGGAGACCCCCCGCGGUCCUGCCCCGAGCCUGGCGGUGCAGUUUGUGGGUUCGGGGGCGUCGCUGUCGGGUCUGGACGUGGAGCUGGUGGGCAGCCGGUACCGCAUGUCCAUGCUGAAGAAGAGAUUCGCCACGGGGAAGUACAUGGCUGGAUGUUUGUUGUGAGACGGACCACGCCCGGUUUUCUUCCUGCCAGGCACUGAGUUUGCACUUUUAUUGCACCAGGGUGAGUCCGAGGGUUCCAUACACAGGAACUCACAGGUGACCUCGACCGAAAAAAACACGGUCUGGUGUUUCUCAGCACUUCGCUGCUCCUGAUCCGUUUUUCUCUCCGAGUUCUCGCUCGUGUGUGUAAAUCUGGAUGUGGAUUUUUUUCGCUUGGAUUUUUCCGUGUUUUGGGUGUAAAUGUGAAUAAUAAUAAUAAUAAGCGAACACCGUUGCUGUAAAACAUUCUGAUCAUGUGAUCAUCAAAAAACCUUUAAUAUUAAAGACUUUGUUAUAACAAA
Messenger RNA from Trichomycterus rosablanca, 3789 nucleotides. RefSeq names its product FCH and mu domain containing endocytic adaptor 1 (gene fcho1). The record is from RefSeq and is a predicted model, not a curated record. The coding region runs from base 107 to 3448 and encodes 1113 amino acids. Gene Ontology annotation, biological process: clathrin coat assembly; clathrin-dependent endocytosis. Gene Ontology annotation, cellular component: cytoplasm; plasma membrane; clathrin-coated pit. Lineage: Eukaryota; Metazoa; Chordata; Actinopteri; Siluriformes; Trichomycteridae. The transcript has 27 exons.